This is a messenger RNA of Andrographis paniculata, 2440 nucleotides long. RefSeq lists its product as uncharacterized. The record is from RefSeq and is a predicted model, not a curated record. NCBI's taxonomy places the organism in Eukaryota, Viridiplantae, Streptophyta, Magnoliopsida, Lamiales, Acanthaceae. Bases 1359 to 2222 code for a protein of 287 amino acids. The transcript has 9 exons.
UUGUAACCGGCGUAUUAGAUUCAGCCGGAUUUAUCUAGAUCUGAGGGGUAUCAAACUUGAAAACACCUCCGGUACCGCCACUGCAGUUCUUUCUUUUUCCAAAAGCAGUAUCCAGUGCGAAAUACAGAAACUCGGAUCGGGAGUGAAUAGAGAGAGAUCUUACUAUAGAACUGAUUAUAAAUACACAACAGAGGGAUGUGAAGGACUGUCAUCUGUAGCAGCAGCUCCCAACGAACGAGCGGCAACAUUGAAAUCUUCUAGAAGAAUAGCUUCCGAUUAAGGAAUUGCUGAUUGGCAAUGAAGAAAACGGCUCCGGUGAGGAAGCCUCACACAUCGACGGUAGAUCUGCUCACGUGGUCGGAGAAUCCGUCGGAAUAUUCCCCUGCACCGGUCUCGGAGCCCCGCUCUCACCAGGUAACCGAUAAUUUUACUGUCCUCGGGUUCCUCUGGUUUUUUGUUCAAAUUUGUGCUUAAAAGUUUCGGCGAGAUGAAAGCCGUCGGAUGGGAUGAGAAAGGUGGUGGUUGGAGGUCAGGUCACUGAUGAAGAGGUUGAGAGCUUGAACAAAAGCUACGAUAGUGAAGAUUUUGGCUGCAAUCAUGUUCGGUUAAUUGUGUUCAUGUCAAUUGGAGAAAAUAAUCAAAAUAUCUCGAUCUCUGUGGUUUCCCCCUCUGUAUCUACGAUCACGAGAAUCACAUGAAAAUUCACUGAAUUUUGGAUUUAUGCAUUUGAACGACAUCGUUUCAAUUUAGCGCCUGCAGAAAACAUGGCACUUUGAGGAAAGGGAAAACAUAACACACAGUAAGAAAGGUUGUGAGAUGGAGAAAAUUAAGCGCCAGACGGCAAUCCAAUGCGCCAAAGCUGCGGUGUUGUUGUAUUCUCUUAAAACCUCCACAAUCUAUUCAACCUCUGAGGCAAUGGUUCAUCAAUUCGAGGUAAGGCACGUGCCACCCUAUGAACGGGGGUUUUAAAUUUCAGGGGAAUCAAACCCCUACAGUACUACCCCUGCAGUUCCUUCUUUUUCCAAAAGCAGUAUCCACGCGUAAGGCCAAAAAUAGAAGCUCGGAUCGGGAGUGAGUAGAGAGAGAGAGAUCUCACUGUAGGACUAUAAAUAGACAAAGUGAGAAGGACGGACUGUCAUCUGUAGCAGCAGCUCCCAACGAACGAAUGAACGAGUAGCAACGUUGAGAUCUUCGAGAAGAAUAGCGUACGAUUCAGGUUCCGGAUCUCGUUCCCUCGGUUGAUUCAAUUGUGUGUUCGAUUGAAGGCACGAAGCGCAGGAUUUUUAUUGCAUUUUGAGUUUUUGUUGUUACUUUUUGCGUGGAGAAGGAAUUGUUUGGUUGAGAAUAGUUGAUUGGCAAUGAAGAAAACGACUCCGGUGAGGAAGCCUCACACUUCGACGGCAGAUCUGCUCACGUGGUCGGAGAAUCCGUCGGAAUAUUCCCCUGCACCGGUGUCGGAGACACGCUCUCACCAGCCGUCAGAUGGGAUCAGAAAGGUGGUGUUUGGAGGUCAGGUCACUGAUGAAGAGGUUGAGAGCUUGAACAAAAGGAAACCAUGUUCCGGCUAUAAAAUGAAAGAAAUGACCGGAAACAGCAUUUUCAAAGUGAAAGGAGAAACAGGAGCAUCCGAAACUGAGGAUGCUGAUCAGACCCCAGUUAACAAAACUGGUGUGCGUAUGUAUCAGCAAGCAACAGCAGGUAUCAGCCACAUUUCCUUCAGUGAGGAAGAAACAGUUUCGCCUAAGAAGCCAAUCACACUCGCGAAACAGCGCGAAUUGAGCGGAAAUCUGGAGAGUGACUACGAUGCUAAAAUGAAGAAACAAAAUUCUUUAGCCAAAAACAAGGAGCUCAGCGGGCAUAAUAUCUUCGCCCCGCCACCAGAAAUUCAGCCCCGCCCGGCGGCUCCUCGAGCUCUGGCAUUACGAGAAAGCAUUUCCAUUGGAGAGACUACACCACAUAAUGGUGGUGGAGGCCAUGGAAAUGGUGGUUCAGUGAGCAAGACAGCAAAGAAGAUCCCUAACCAAAAGUUUUCGGAGCUUUCUGGGAACAACAUUUUUAAAGGAGACGAGCCCCCGGCAUCGGCCGAGAAGUCUCUUAGUUCAGCUAAGUUGCGGGAGAUGAGUGGCAGCGACAUUUUCGCCGACGGGAAAGUGGAAACAUGCGACUAUUUUGGAGGCGUCCGCAAGCCUCCCGGCGGGGAGAGCAGCAUUGCACUCGUCUAAUCGGUUAGCUACCUAACAACUCAAACUCGGGAUUUGUUUAUUUUUAAAUGAUUGAUUUAUUUUUGAAUAAUAUUAUUUUAUCCAACGUAUCUAAUUAGGAUACCUUGCAUUUUUACUUGUUUUCGACUAAACUAGAUUCAUUGGAAGGAUUCCAUCUUCUUUUCCUUUACGUACAUGUAUUUAGGAAAAUUUUUUAAUAUCCCAAUAUAAUAUAGAAG